Salmo salar (Atlantic salmon) is the source of this 1788-nucleotide messenger RNA. The record is from RefSeq and is a predicted model, not a curated record. Lineage: Eukaryota; Metazoa; Chordata; Actinopteri; Salmoniformes; Salmonidae.
AAAUCUAAUCUAAAGAAGAAGUUUCAAUGUGUAUUUGAGGGGAUCGCUAAACAAGGAAACCCAACACUUCUCAAUAAGAUCUACACAGAGCUCUACAUCACAGAGGGUGGAACAGGAGAGGUCAAUAAUGAACAUGAGCUGAGACAGAUUGAGACAACAACCAGGAAACAAGCAAGACCAGAGACUGCAGUCAAAUGUAACGACAUCUUCAAACCCUUAACUGGACAAGACAAACUUAUCAGAACUGUGCUGACAAAGGGAGUCGCUGGCAUUGGAAAAACAGUCUCUGUGCAGAAGUUCAUUCUGGACUGGGCUGAAGGAAAAGCAAAUCAGGAUGUCCAAUUUGUAUUUUCAUUCCCUUUUCGGGAGCUGAAUUUGAUGAAAGAGGACAAACACACUUUGAUUGAACUUCUCUAUCACUUCUCAAUGGAAACCAAACAAUCAGGAAUCUCCAUCUACAACAAGUACAAAGUUCUGUUCAUCUUUGAUGGUCUGGAUGAGUGCCGACUGCCCCUAGACUUCCAGAAGAACAAGAUCUGUUGGGACGUCACAGAGUCAACCUCAGUGGAUGUUCUGCUGACAAAUCUCAUCAAGGGAAAUCUGCUUCCCUCUGCUCUCCUCUGGAUAACUACCCGACCUGCAGCAGCCAAUAAGAUCCCUUCAGAGUGUGUUGACCAGGUGACAGAGGUACGAGGGUUCAAUGACCCACAGAAGGAGGAGUACUUCAGGAAGAGAUUCAGUGAUGAGGACCUGGCCAGCAGAAUCAUCUCACACAUAAAGACAACAAGGAGCCUCCACAUCAUGUGCCACAUUCCAGUCUUCUGUUGGAUUUCUGCAACAGUCCUCGAACACAUGCUGAAACAUAAUAGAGAAGAGAUGCCCAAGACUCUGACUGAGAUGUACACACACCUUGUGGUGUUUCAUACCAACCAGAAGAAUGAAAAGUAUCUUGGGAAAGAAGAGACAGAUCCACACUGGAAUAAAGAGAGCAUUCUGUCACUGGGAAAACUGGCUUUUCAACAGCUAGUGAAGGGCAAUCUGAUUUUCUAUGAAAAAGACCUGAAAGAGGCUGGCAUUGAUGUCAAUGAAGCCUCAGUGUACUCAGGAUUGUGCACACAGCUCUUUAAAGAGGAAUGUGUGCUGUACCAGGACAAGGUGUACUGCUUCGUUCAUCUGAGCAUUCAGGAGUUUCUGGCUGCUGUGUAUGUGUUCCUCUCAUUCAUCAACAACAAUGAGAAUCUAAUGGACAAACCACAAUCAAUGUUCAGAUACUUUUUCUCGCUGUUCAGAGACAAGCCUGAAGUUACUGAAGUUACUGUCUACAAGAGUGCUGUGGAUAAAGCCUUACAAAGUGAGACAGGAAACCUGGACCUUUUCCUCCGCUUCCUUCUGGGCCUCUCACUGGAGUCCAAUCAGAAGCACUUACGAGGUCUACUGACAAAGACAAGAAUCAGCUCACAGACCCAUGAAGAAACAGUCAAGUACAUCAAGGAGAAGAUCAGGGAGAAUCCCUCUCCAGAGAGGAGCAUCAAUCUGUUCCACUGUCUGAAUGAACUGAAUGACCAUUCUCUAGUGGAGGAGAUCCAAAGCUACCUGAGAUCAGGAAGUCUCUCAAAACCCAACCUGUCACCUGCACAGUGGUCAGCUCUGGUCUUUGUGUUGCUGACUUCAGAAAAGGAGCUGGAUGUGUUUGACCUGAAGAAAUACUCCAGAUCAGAGGAAGGUCUUCUGAGGCUGCUGCCAGUGGUCAAAGCCUCCAGUGCUGCUCUGUGAGUAAAUAAAAUGACA